Hibiscus syriacus is the source of this 555-nucleotide messenger RNA. RefSeq names its product major pollen allergen Ole e 10-like. NCBI's taxonomy places the organism in Eukaryota, Viridiplantae, Streptophyta, Magnoliopsida, Malvales, Malvaceae. The transcript has 4 exons. The coding region runs from base 48 to 419 and encodes 123 amino acids. The record is from RefSeq and is a predicted model, not a curated record.
UUUCUUAUUACCCAAGUUCCUUUCUUUUACUUUCAAAACAAAGAACAAUGGCCAGAUCAACUGUCUCUCUCCCAGUUUUCUGUCUUCUCCUCCUCCUGUCAUUUGACUCUAGGAUCUUACUGGAGCUGGCCAAAGGGCAGGGAAAAACAUGGUGUGUUGCAAAGCCUUCGACCGAUGAUGCAACACUGGCUUCCGACAUAAACUCGGCCUGUAAUGAUCUUGGAUCCUUGGGAUUGAACUGCAGCCAGAUACAGCCGAACGGAGCCUGCUUCGAGCCCGACACUCUCAUCAACCAUGCAUCGGUUGCCAUGAACUCUUACUACCAAGCCUAUGGUCGUCAGGAACAUCAAUGUCACUUUUCGGGCUCUGGUCUCAUCACCAUCUCCGAUCCAAGCUAUGGAAACUGUCAGUAUGUGUGAGGAGUAUUGAUCAUACAUACGGAAGAUAUGUAAUAAAUUUUAUUUACAUUCUAGGAGAUUGGAUUCUAUAGCAUGUUUUAUGGAUGAAACGAUUGUUAUAUUUGAUCUAUAUGAUAUUUAAAUGAUGAUCAUAAAA